GCGUUGCUUUUAACAAAGCUACUGUUUAAAAUGUAAAUUAAUGAGAUAGUUUCAUCACUUGAAAUACCCAUUGAAAACUGAAAUAAUUAUUCCAAAUAGAUGUUCAUUUUCAUUUUAAAUAACAUUUGUCUUGCCUGUUGAAGCCUUUUAAAUAAAAUUUGGUUAAAAUGAACGUUACAAAAGCGUUCUGUCUAUAAAUUUUAGACACAGAAAUUAGUAUUUUUGGGGGAGGGAGGAAAAGGCUCAUUCGAACAAGUUUGAAAAUUAUCAACUCCGUAAAAAAUAGAAAUUCCACGAGGCGCAAUAACUCUUUCUUAUGUAUUAAUUUGCGCGGGAACUAUCUACCCAAUCUGUGAUAAAUUUGUGUGAGAAGCCGCGACGCACAUGUACGCAACGCAACGUUGGCGUCGCGGAGCAGGAGGGAAGGGGCGUACGAAGCGAUGUAGGUGAGGGGGUGAAGAGGUGCGGGGUCAUCAGGUGUGCCCCCACCAGUGGCGCGCGCCCCAGGAGAGGAGGCGGCGCCUACGACCGCACGGGCCUCUAUAUAAAAGAGACAAACCCCCCGAUCUGAUUAGCAAAGUUCCAAAACAUACGUAAAAGCACAUUUCAUUCAUAUUUUGAACGAUUAAAGCGCACACGGCGCCACAACGACCGCACGUUACUAACGAAAGUUCAAAAGCCGGCCACGAUAUAUAGCGGUUCGGAAGACGGAUCGAAGAUCGCGACUGAUAAAACGGCGGCAAGAGAAGAAAUAUCUAAUUACAGCUACGCGAAGCGACCCAGCCGUCGUGGAAGCGAUUCAAAUCGGUCGGGUUACGGUUUGAGGAUAGCGAGAAACGACUAUUGACGCGCGGGAUAGGCACGUAUCACAGGAGUAACAGGUGCACGCAGAAACAUCGGUGAACGAAAACGAAGCAAGCAGCCGGCGUGGCAGGGCGGCAGGCAACAGGACACGUAUACCACAAGCACUGUUCAAUUCACAGUAACGAUACAGGGUAGCGGUGGUGUCUUUUGAUACUGUUGGCAGCGGUAGUGGAUCGAGAUCCCAUACAAAGCACGUUCGACUCGUCCAUGCUACCACACAACGUUCACCUUUAAGUCGUUCUCUGUACAAGGGUGGCUUUAUACAUCGAAAUCGGAGCAAAGGGGAGAGUUAUCGAGACGUGAUAAUAUAGGCAACUAAUAACAUCGAAAAAUCACUCGAUUAGUCUCACGCACGACGAAGCCACGCGAACGAGAGGAAAGCUGGGAAACAAUCAACAACGUAGAUCACGUGUCACAAUAAGAAAUCCCCGGGGAAAAAAGGAAAGGGUAGAGAAGACCAGAGGGCGGUAUCGACGACUCGGCGACGAACGCUGGAGGACGCAGACUUGUGGCGGUUCACGACGCGACCUGCCGGCGACGAAACGGUUGACACCACGCACGUUUCGGGUGUGCCUUUCGAGAUGGCCAAUUCCCAGAGAAGGCAGAUGAUGCAGCCAUGGCCCCUGUGCCUAGUGCACAUAUCGAAAACGAAGGAGCGGAGCAUUUUGCCGAAAUACUACACGAAGGUGCCCACGGUGACGAGAUCGACACCGUCCAGCUCGGGUAUCAACCUGGACUGUGCCUCCAACACGACCCUUCUGACGAACGCGAGCCCGUUCAACAGCCAAACCGCCCUCAUCGCGGAGAAGAGGGCCUUUCCAGGCAGCGUAGGCGCCGCUCCAGCCAGUCAUUAUUAUGAACAAAACUUGAGGAACAAUCACCAGAAGGCCCUGAACGGGUCACGCAUUUACGAUCCCCUGGAGAAGGAUCUCGACCACGACUACAAACAAAUAGAUCCACUGUUGGCCGGAGAUCAGCCUCCCUAUUCGGUCACCACGAAAUCAAACAUGAGUUCCCAGGACAGCAAGCCGUUGAAGGCCUCGUCCGGCGGCGAUCGACAUAAAUCCUCGUACGAGUUCCAGAGGGAGCCCAAACCGUCGCUUAUGCGGUUCGCCACCCAGGUGCUGGCCGCCCUCUCGGUGUCGAUGGGUUCCAUGGUGGUCGGUUACUCCAGUUCCUUCACAUCUCCGGGCUUGGUGUCCAUGCGGGACAACGCCACGGCCACGUUCGAAGUCACGAAGGAAAUUGGCAUGUGGAUAGGAUCGAUCAUGCCUUUGAGUGCACUGUUCGGAGGUAUAGCUGGUGGCCCGUGCAUCGAGUACCUUGGAAGAAGAAACACCAUCCUGGCCACUGCUUUGCCGUUCAUCGCAGCUUGGCUGUUGAUCGCGCUUGCAACGAACGUAGCGAUGGUCCUGGUUGGUCGAGCUCUUUGCGGCUUUUGCGUUGGCAUUGCCUCGUUGUCGCUGCCAGUAUAUCUGGGGGAAACUAUACAGGCCGAAGUAAGAGGUACCUUAGGCCUAUUACCAACCGCCUUUGGUAACACAGGAAUUCUGGUGUGCUUCGUGGCGGGGAUGUAUAUGAAUUGGCGAAAUCUCGCGUUGCUCGGCGCGAGUCUACCGAUCCCGUUCAUGAUCCUGAUGUUCAUGAUCCCCGAGACUCCCAGGUGGUACAUCUCGAAGGGAAAGACGAAAAGGGCGCGAAAGUCGUUGCAAUGGCUGCGUGGCAAAGACACAGACAUCACCGAGGAAUUGACGGCCGUUGAAAAGCUACACAUCGAGAGCGAGAGGAACGUGUCGCAGGGCGCCUUCAUGGAACUGUUCAAAAAGGGUCACCUGAAACCACUUCUCAUCUCUCUGGGUCUCAUGUUCUUCCAACAGUUGUCAGGAAUCAACGCAGUCAUAUUUUACACCGUACAAAUCUUCAAGGACGCGGGCAGCAGUAUCGACGAGAACCUGUCCACCAUUUUCGUGGGUAUCGUGAACUUCAUCUCGACGUUCGUCGCGGCGGCCGUGAUAGACAAGCUGGGCAGAAAAAUGCUGCUCUACAUAAGCGGCGUCUCGAUGUGCUUGACCCUGUUCACGUUCGGCGCGUUCUUCUACGUGAAGAACGUGGUGGAGGCGAACGUGUCGGAGUUCGGUUGGAUACCGUUGUUGAGUCUGGUCGUUUACGUGAUCGGGUUCUCCCUGGGAUUCGGCCCGAUCCCGUGGCUGAUGAUGGGCGAAAUACUGCCAGUGAAGAUCCGUGGCUCCGCGGCCAGCGUCGCGACAGCCUUCAACUGGACGUGCACGUUCGUCGUGACGAAGACCUACCAGGACAUCGUCUCGGUAUUCGGUACGCACGGCACGUUCUGGAUGUUCGGCGUGAUCGUGCUGGUCGGUUUCGUCUUCGUGAUCUUCUGCGUGCCGGAGACGCGCGGCAGAUCCCUCGAGGAGAUCGAGAAGAGAUUCGCCGGACCGGUGCGAAGAAUGAGCGCGGUCGCAAACAUGAAGCCCAUGCCUAUGGCUUGUUAACCGUUCCUCUACGCGUCGAUGGGCAGCAAAUCCAAUCUGUUCGAUCGGAGGGUAAAUCGCGUCGACCCUUAACGGUCGUUCCACGAUGCCUGUCGAACGACACGUAUAGUUCCUUCUGCUGACAAGGACGCGCGAACGAGACGGUGAAUUCUUCCUGUUGAAACUGGAGUCUGAACGUCCUCGAUUUAUUUUUCUCUCUCACUCCCCCGCCUCCUUCGCCCCCGUCCACGUACAUUUCGUUUUCUGCCCCUGGUAUCGCUCGUACAGGAUCGACAAAACUCGAGACGGCGCGGACCUAACCUGACUCUCGAACGUUCGCCGGUGGGUGGAGGAGGAAGGCGGGACGAGGAGCGUCGUUGUCGGGCGUCUUCCGGUAGUUUGAUUUCCUGUACUUACGAGAAGCAACGUAACGGAUAGUCGAAUGUCUAGCGAGAAUGGUACGAACGAUGAGACGCAAGAUCGACGACGAGACGGAGAGGGGUCGUUGAUGCGUCGCGUCGUAGUCGCAUAUUUUUGUUAUUCGAUAGUUUUACAGGGUCUACCUCAAGUUUUAGUACUUUUACGGAAGGUAUACGCGUAGGUUAAGGACAUGUGCGAAUUAUUUAAUUUAGUAUACGCGUGCGUAGGACGCGAGUACGGCGCACAAGCUGUGUUUACGGGAGAUACGUAUUCGUAUACGCGAAUACGCGUACCGCGUGUAUAGGAAUAUGUGUACAGCGUCGAAGGAGGAAGGACAACGUUCCGCAAAGAACGUGUCCGGAAAGAACGGAUGGUUCUUUACCAUCGCGACAAUAAAUUUAAACGUCGACGAGCCAAACACUUAUUCUUGUGUAUCUCCGUCGAUAACGGCCGUCGGGUUUGUACAUACGUACCGAUAUUACCGAUACGCGUCAACGGACAAUUGCAUCAUCAACGAACGAAUUAAAUCGUAAGAUAUAGUUAAGAAACAGAGAUACCAAAACAACACGCGUCUAUUUUUUCAACGUCGAAACUGUUGUAACUGGCGAGCGAACAAACGUGAUCGUAACAAGAAAAAGAAAAAAAGAAAAAAAAAAAAAAUGCAUGAUCGAUCUGUACCGAGGCACGACGAACGCUUCGUUUAACGUCGUAUGCAUGCGAAAUCCUAGUUGUUUUUUUUUGUAACGCGACGGGGAUACUUACUCGUUUAGUUUCCGUUUCGAUUGGAUCGGAUUGAAUCUCGAUAGCACGUGCGACACCAUCUACCCAUUUUUUUUUCUCUCGUUUGUUUUGUUUUUGUCAUGUAAGUAUGGAUGAAACGAUGUAUAUCGUUGCCACGCCAUUCUGAAUCUCUGCUCUACAAUGGGACAAGAUAGCGUCACGAAACAUUCCUAUUGUACGGUUCAACGUACGAUCUUCGACCAACGACGUCGCGAGCAAUAAGUUUCCGUCGAAAAAUGUGUUUCGUGCGUCAGAGCUCGGAACGCUCGAGUUACCUGCAUUCGAUCGGUAAUGUCAUCCGACUUCAUAUUUUUACCUUUGUAUUACAGUUUCUAUUUAUCCGGCAAUGAUUUGUACCGCGUGCCUUGCGGGCAUAAUGGUGCUUGCCAAAUUUAUCAAAAUUCGAUGGAAAUAUGUUCGAAAACGUAAUACUCGCGUUAAGUUUGUAUGUAAUUUAUAAGUUAUUAAAAUCUAACGUUUAUGACGACAUUACUUCGAUGUUUUUCGUUGUUUCA
Messenger RNA from Colletes gigas, 5068 nucleotides. Its product is annotated as facilitated trehalose transporter Tret1-like. Gene Ontology annotation, cellular component: membrane. Gene Ontology annotation, molecular function: sugar transmembrane transporter activity. The transcript has 7 exons. Bases 1446 to 3374 code for a protein of 642 amino acids. Gene Ontology annotation, biological process: transmembrane transport; carbohydrate transport. The record is from RefSeq and is a predicted model, not a curated record. Lineage: Eukaryota; Metazoa; Arthropoda; Insecta; Hymenoptera; Colletidae.